AUGAACUUGACUCAGAGCCAGCUGCUGGAAGACUCCCACAGCCAGCCACUGAAGGACCCCCACAGCCAGCGGCAAGAAGACCCCCACAGUCAGCUUCUGGAAGGCUACCUCAGGCGGCUUUACAGCCUGAACCCCAGAGGCAGAGUUUCAAGAAGGAGGAUCAGGUCCACGUAUGCCAUGGAGGAGAAGAUCAGAGAAAUGCAAACAUUUUUUGGUUUGAGAGAGACGGGUGGUCUGAAUCCUCACACCCUGAAUGUGAUGAAGAAGCCCUGGUGUGGUGUUCCAGAUGUGGAAAACUUCAGCUUUUACCCUAGAAAGCCUAAAUGGAAGAAUCACACCAUCACAUACAUGAUAUCCAAAUACACUCCGGACAUGAAGAGAGAGGAUAUGGAAAUGUCCUUUCGCUCAGCACUAAAGUUAUGGAGUGAUGCAGCACCGCUGAAGUUCAUCAAAGUCAACCAUGGCAAAGCUGAUAUAGUCCUCAGCUUCGCACGCAAAACUCAUGGAGAUUUCUGUCCCUUUGAUGGACCCCGGGGUGUUCUGGCUCAUGCCUUUCAGCCAGGAGAGGGGAUAGGAGGGGACGUGCACUUUGAUGAGGACGAAACUUGGACGGCGGGGAGGAAAGGUUACAGUCUGUCUGCAGUUGCAACUCAUGAGCUCGGCCACUCGCUGGGUUUGACUCACUCAAAAGACCCCUCUGCUAUCAUGUACCCCAACUACAGAAUUCAGAGCAGUACUCAGUAUUCUCUGUUCAAAGACGAUGAGCUUGGGAUCCAAGCGCUGUAUGGAACACCAAAAGGAAAAUUGGCAACAGAACCAGCCCCUGAAAUAUGUGGCCCCAAUUUUUCAUAUGAUGCAGCAGUUAUGAUUGGAAAAGAGAUUGUUUUCUUUAAGGACAGGUACAUGUGGAUGAGAACAAUGCAGAAAACGUUUUGGAGUCGCCUGAGAGAAAGCCACAUCAGCACAUAUUUACCCAGCAUCAGUUCUCACGUGGAUGCCGCUUAUGACAUCCCUGCCAAAGGCGUGGCGUACAUAUUCACUGGUCAUAAGUAUUGGGUGGUUCGAGAGCUUAAGAUGAAAAGUCACGCCCGCUCCAUCCAUGAGUACGGCUUCUCCUCCAGAGUCAAGCAGGUUGACGCGGCCGUGCAUGUCAGUGAAUAUGGGAAAACUGUCUUCUUCAUUGGAGAGUUUUAUUACAGGUAAUCCAUUUUUUAUGAUGAAAAUUUGCUUCCUAUUGCAACAUUAUGUAUCUAUCAC
Molecule: messenger RNA, 1257 nt
Organism: Notothenia coriiceps (black rockcod)
Lineage: Eukaryota; Metazoa; Chordata; Actinopteri; Perciformes; Nototheniidae
Product: matrix metalloproteinase-20-like
Biological process (GO): extracellular matrix organization; collagen catabolic process; proteolysis
Cellular component (GO): extracellular matrix
Molecular function (GO): metalloendopeptidase activity; zinc ion binding
Source: RefSeq, a predicted model, not a curated record